CUGUCAUUAAUUUGCUUGUAGCAUUUACAAUGUAGUGUGUCUCAGAUAUGGAUUGUUUGAUCACAUCUAUUCUUUUUCUGGUGAUAUACCAAGGUGUUACCGGAUGGCUCCAGGUACACUCCACUGUCCAGCUCACAAAGGAUGUAACACUGAAGUGUUUGUACCCUUACACAGACAAUAUAAGCAUGGUGUCCUGGGCAAAGAAAAUCAGUACUGGUAAAGACAAUGUGGCCGUAUAUAGCAAGCAGCAUGGUACAAAGAUUUCUGACAAUUAUGAAGGAAGAGCGGAAUUUCGCAAUGCCACAGCAGAAGCGACCAUUAUUAUUAGGAAUGUGGUAGCACAAGAUGAGGGUCUUUAUCAGUGUUCUGUCCAUGCAUUCCCAUCGGGGACAUGGAACAAAUAUUUCGAAAUCAGAAGAGCAGAUGUAUUCAGAAGUAAUGAAUUGGCAGAUAAAGUCGAGGAAGUAGAAUACAACAGUAAUGCCACCCUGUCUUGUCAGUAUUCGUUGACAGACAAUGUCCAUCAUGUAACAUGGGAAAAGUUUGGAAAGCUGACAGUAGACCUGAUAGCCAUCUGUAACUUCUCAGGAGGGAAAAUAUAUGGAGCUGAUUAUGAACACCGGUCUCAGAUAGACUGCACUAACAGGGCCCGAAGUGUACUGCUGAUUACGUUUAUUAAAACUGCUGAUGAAGGAUUUUACCGAUGUCACUUCAGAGGAAGCAUGGGAAACCAAAGCACUGUGAUUAAAAUGAAGGUAUCAGAAGAAGAUGGAAACUUGACCACUGAACAUAUGCAAAAAAACAUGGAAAUAGAAAAAGGAACAAGAGCAAUCUUAAAGACUGAAGGAACAUCUGAAAAUUGGAGAACCUUCCUCACUAUUUAUGGAGGAGCAGCAGCAGGGGGGCUCUUUCUAUUGCUGUUUGCUGUAAUUGUCAUUGUCUAUAUCAGAAGAAAAAGACAAAAACAAUCAAACAACAAGGGGAAAUCAGGAGCAUUGCACUCAAAUGAGACACAGCACAUGAACAGUUAUGGAGGAACAAGAUAUUAUAAAGGCGCCAUUACUAGCACAUCACCCAGUCAAAUACAUGAGGAAGAAGACAUUUACAUUAACGUGCCAGCGACUUUUAGACAACAAAAGUGACACUAAUCCUUUCUUCAUUUUCAAAAUGUACCUUAACGAACCAAUUGCAGAUAUCGACACACUGGACUGAACAAGAGACCUACUGGUGGGACAGUAUGCAUCCCGGAGUAAUAUUUUAGUAUGCAAAAUUUCUGCUUGAUAACAUCCACAGGGAGACACUGCAUGGACUGUGAAGUAAUCUGGUCUAAACUGAAAAGAAUUCAGAUAAUCAGUGAAAAUUCUGGUAAUGCUGAAACAACGGUAGAGACAUAAGAACAUAUUCAUUCAUUAAAUGUUAAUGAAGUUUAUCAGCCUGAUGGUAGGGCUGACUGGAAGCCAUACUUUUUAUAAUGCAGAGCAUUUCUAAGCUUGUUCAUUUCUAGGUGAAUGGAUGGCCUUUUAUAUUUUCUUCAUUUUUAUUGUCAGUCAGGCAUAGUUUUGAUUAAAGUAAUAACACUUAGUACAUAUUUACUAUAUGAACAAUACUCCAUGUAUGUCUGCAUGAGAAUUUGAAAACAGAGCUAUGAUGCAAAGUACAUUUGCUAAUGCUAUUCACUUUAUCAUUCUGAGCACAUCUUUAGAUUCAUGACAUUUCCUGUUUAAGAAUACAUUUUUUGUGAAUCAUUUUGUUGUUAAAGGUUAUGGCUGAACAGAGAAAAUGUAGAAAAUCAAAUUACUUACAAAGGAUCUGUAGUGAUGAGAAUAUUAACGCACCACUGAUUCAUGUAUCUUUGGGCUAGCACUAGAAAAUGUAUCACAUUUUCUGCUAGAGAACAAGUUAAAUUAGAAAGAAAACUUAGACAUGCCAUUUUUUUAUUGUUUGUAAGUCAGAGGUAAACAGCAAAAUGGGACAAUAUAAUAAUUCACAUGCUUAUGAAACUGGUGUUAUUGCAAGAAUUGUACCAAAUUGAAUAGCAAAGGCAAAUUAAACAUUCCUGAAAUAGCUUAGAA
Molecule: messenger RNA, 2072 nt
Organism: Protopterus annectens (West African lungfish)
Lineage: Eukaryota; Metazoa; Chordata; Ceratodontiformes; Protopteridae
Gene: CD226
Product: CD226 molecule
Exons: 7
Coding region: 48-1142 (364 amino acids)
Biological process (GO): positive regulation of mast cell activation; positive regulation of Fc receptor mediated stimulatory signaling pathway; positive regulation of natural killer cell cytokine production
Cellular component (GO): external side of plasma membrane
Source: RefSeq, a predicted model, not a curated record